Molecule: messenger RNA, 817 nt
Organism: Papilio machaon (common yellow swallowtail)
Lineage: Eukaryota; Metazoa; Arthropoda; Insecta; Lepidoptera; Papilionidae
Product: pseudouridine-5'-phosphatase
Exons: 4
Coding region: 120-803 (227 amino acids)
Molecular function (GO): phosphatase activity
Source: RefSeq, a predicted model, not a curated record
AAUCUCUGUUAGCUUAUUAUGAUGUGCUUUACAUGAUUGAUUUUAAAUACUGAUACUUAACUUGGUAUAAAGGUGACAAAUUAAUUUGAUAAGCAAAGUCAACAAAGAAAAUAAUCAAAAUGAUUUUCAAAAAUGUAACCCAUGUCCUAUUUGAUUUAGAUGGCUUACUUAUCGAUUCUGAACGAUUAUACACUGAAGCAUUCUCUAAUAUUUGUGCCAAGUAUGAUAAGGAGUUUACUUGGGAAUUAAAGAGGAGCAUUUUGGGUUUUCAAGGCCAUGAAUGUGCAGAGAGAAUAAUAAAAACACUAGAUCUACCACUAACAGGGGAAUCUUUUAUGGAAGAGUGUAAAAAAGAAUAUGAGAAAGUUUUUGUGAAUGUUCAACUUAUGCCUGGAGCACAGAAAUUGGUAGAACAUUUGCACAGUAAAGGUGUGCCCAUAGCUUUAGCUACAAGCUCCGGUCAAGACAGUGUUGACAUGAAAAUGCAAAAGCAUAAAGAUUUCCUCAGUAACUUCCACCAUCUUACCAUGGGUACUACUGAUCCAGAAGUUACGAAAGGAAAACCGGAUCCAGCUAUAUUUCUAGUUUGUGCUUCGAAAUUUCCUGACAAACCUGAUCCAGAAAAGUGCUUAGUGUUUGAGGAUGCAGUGAAUGGAGUGAAAGCCGCAUUGGCUGCUAACAUGCAGGUUGUAGUUGUGCCCGAUCCUCGCAUAGACACAGAAGAUCUAAAAGAUGCUACAUUGUGUUUGAAAUCAUUGGAAGAUUUUCAACCAGAGCUAUUUGGAUUGCCUCCAUUUGAUUAGAGUUGUACCUUUUU